This is a messenger RNA of Salvia miltiorrhiza (redroot sage), 465 nucleotides long. RefSeq names its product transcription factor AS1-like. The transcript is spliced from 2 exons. Lineage: Eukaryota; Viridiplantae; Streptophyta; Magnoliopsida; Lamiales; Lamiaceae. Bases 1 to 465 code for a protein of 154 amino acids. The record is from RefSeq and is a predicted model, not a curated record.
AUGAACACCGUUGUUCAUGUGACUCGCCGGAAAUCUUGUCUCGAGAGGUGGAAGAACUAUCUCAAGCUGGGCAUCAAGAAAGGCUCCCUCACCCAAGAGGAGCAGUCUCUCGUCAUCCAUCUUCAGGCAAAGCACGACAACAAACGAAAAAAGAUCGCAGCUGAGGUCCCCGGCCGCACUGCCAAGCGUCUAGGGAAGUGGUGGGAGGUCUUUAAGGACAAGCAGCCGCGCGACCACAAGGAUAACAACAAGGAGGCCCUCGACCCCAUACUCGACUCCAAAUACGACCACCUCUUGGAGACUUUUGGUGAGAAGCUCUUGAAUUCCAUCACAAUGCCGCCAACUCCCAAUGGUGGUGGCACAUUCCUUCAACACACCGAUCCGUCCCCUGCUCCCUUGUCUUGGGAAGUCGUGUGGAGAGAAGAGAUUUUAGAGAGGGCUUAUCUUGUUCAUUCGAUUUUUUAG